AUGGCCCGAAGAACUCAAAGGACCAACCCACCUGAGGACGUGACCGAUCACCGUUUCUUACAAUUUCCUCAAACUCUGAACGAUGCAACCCGGGCACGAUAUGUCAACAAUUUGAGUUUGCUGCUUACUAAGGAGAUCGACAUAGGACCUUCAUUUGACUGGGAAUUGGCGACCCAGAAUGGACUUGCUGUGUUGAUUCAGGAUUUUUUGCAAUACACGCACUCGGACGCGAGUAGAGUGCCUUUGUUCGUAUGUCAGGAAUGGGCACGAUUGUUCAGGAUCCAGGCGCCUGUUUAUUGGGAAUUUUUGCUGGUGUUUUACGCUACAGUUUCCUAUGAACCUAGGAAGGCACCCGAUGAUAGGACAACUUUUUCCUUCAGACUUGGGGGUGUGAGCCAGGAGUGCUGUGUCAUAGAGCUGGCGACUCGAGUGGGGAUAUACACAACAGAUGAGACGAGGAGUGUCCACUUCCCGGUAUUCCUUGCUGAUUGUCUCACGGACCGGCCAAAUGACUAUAACGAAAACACUUUUUGGGCCGAGAUUACAGGGGGAGUAUACACGCCAUAUACUGCACGGGGGAGGAUGAUUUGA
This is a messenger RNA of Lactuca saligna, 591 nucleotides long. The record is from the annotation of a GenBank genome assembly. Lineage: Eukaryota; Viridiplantae; Streptophyta; Magnoliopsida; Asterales; Asteraceae.